Stylonychia lemnae is the source of this 642-nucleotide messenger RNA. NCBI's taxonomy places the organism in Eukaryota, Ciliophora, Spirotrichea, Sporadotrichida, Oxytrichidae. The record is from the annotation of a GenBank genome assembly.
AUGCUUGUAGAUAAGAAAUUUUAAUAAGGCCCUCAAAAUGCUGAAUUUCUUCCAGAAGAUAUUAAAUAAGGGGAAUUAAACAGACGUUUAUAUGCAGAUUAUCCAGAGUCUAAGAGGACAGCCAUCUUUUACAUCCUUAAUAUAAUAUCUAUGGUUCUUAUGUUUGUUGUUAUACUAGGAAUCAUCAUAGUAUUUAUAGUAGUGAAGAUUGAAGGUAAACUUACUCUCGAUAGUUCAAUAUUAGUACACUUAGCAGUACCCCUAUUUGUUUAAUCACAUAAUCUUUACAUUAUAAUGAUGGAAGAUAAGCAAGAGUAUAAGUAUCUUAAAAAGGGAAAUGGCCUCUUUACUAUUACAUUUGGAUUGAUACUUAGCUUUUUAGCAUUGCUGCUCACUUUAUUCAUCAAAUUUGUGAAUCCUACAGGUGAUGAUGACUCUUUUCAUGGUGAGGUAGAAGAAUAGCUUUAUAGAAAUUCUAAGUACGAUAAUGACAACAUAAAUUUGAUGAGAGUAUCUCUAAAUAUAGAAGACUUUGUUAUCCACUUAAUAGCACUUUUCUAAAGUCUAUUUCUUAGAGAAUACGCUGAAAGUAAAAUAAAGGACAUAAAAGCAACAAUAAAAAAAAGAGAAAAGGAAGACUGA